Messenger RNA from Misgurnus anguillicaudatus (oriental weatherfish), 1623 nucleotides. It is a transcript of the gene faim2b, whose product is annotated as Fas apoptotic inhibitory molecule 2b. Lineage: Eukaryota; Metazoa; Chordata; Actinopteri; Cypriniformes; Cobitidae. The record is from RefSeq and is a predicted model, not a curated record. Gene Ontology annotation, biological process: negative regulation of apoptotic signaling pathway. Gene Ontology annotation, cellular component: endoplasmic reticulum; Golgi apparatus; membrane.
GUGGGGGCUAUGUGUAUCUGAGGAGGAUUAACCUGAAUAGAUACUAUAAAUGAAAACGCACUUCCAGUACAGAUGUAGUUGGGACAAGUGAUGAGUUCUCAGCUUCUCAGGAUCCAUAGCAAUAUUAAACUAGAGGAAAGAAACUUAUUGAUCAAUUUUCCUUAAUUUUGGUUGACAGUUUCCAUCGAUAAUUUAUAUGACAAUCUGACAAAAACAACAGAACAGUAAGAAUAUUUGCAGAACCACGACAAAGAUGACACAGAAGAAGGUCACCCCAGUUGAAAGUGUUGAAGAACACAUGCCUCCAAGCUAUGAAGAGGCAAAUGCAGGAUGUCCUGGUUACUAUGGUGAUGGAUCAUUUUCCUGGGACAAUAAAUACAUUAGACAAAUCUUUAUAAGAAAGGUUUAUUCGAUUCUGAUGCUACAGCUCUUUACAUCAAUGGCAGUCAUUGCUCUCUUCACAUUCUAUGCUCCAGUAAGGAUGUAUAUUCAAACACAUCCCAUUUUAUACUCCAUAUCCAAUCUUCUGUUUCUUGUCACAUAUAUCUCAUUGGCUUGCUGUGGUGAUUUAAGGAGGCAAUUUCCCUGGAAUCUCAUUCUACUUACAAUUUUUACACUGAGCAUGGCUUGCAUGUUGGGCUUUAUUUCCAGUUUUUACAAUACAAAGUCUGUAGUGCUUUGUGUUGGUAUCACUGCUGUGGUGUGUCUGUGUGUCACCAUCUUUAGUUUUCAGAGCAAGAUUGAUGUCACAUCAUUCCAAGGCCUUCUAUUCAUUCUAUGCAUGGUUAUGUUUUUCUGUGCUAUUGUGAUGGGAUUGGUGGUUCCUUUUGGCUAUGUCCCUUGGUUACAUGCCGUCUAUGCCAGCAUUGGAGCUCUUGUUUUCACCAUGUUCCUGGCCUUUGAUACACAGCUGCUGAUGGGAAAUAAGCAAUACAGCAUAAGUCCUGAGGAAUAUAUCUUUGCAACUCUAAGUCUCUAUCUGGAUAUUGUGUACUUGUUUACAUACCUGCUACAGAUUUUUGGCAAUGGAAGAGAAUGAAUGACUCUUGACAGUAACAUUUUCUAUCAUGUACAUCAUUAAGAGCAGUUCUGCAACAUCAGAUUUCAUUUCGAACAACAUGUGGCCUUUUAUAUUACAGAGUAGGAAAAUGAUGUGCAAAAUCAUUUCAGGCAAAAGAAAGUGGCAUUCCAUAUAACAACAUAGCAUAGCAUACUAUAAAGUAAUGUUACUAUGUGUGUAUACAUAUAACACAACCAAACUAACAAAACAAGGAAAAACAUUACUUCAGAAAUGUAUAUUAUUCAAUUAUUAGUAUUAUAUUAUUAUUGAAACUCAUAUUUCUCCAGAAAAUAUGAAAUACCAGACUUUGUAUACUAGAGCACAUGAACAGAUUAUUAGUGCGAAAAUAAUACAAAUAAAAAUAAUAAUAAAUGUUUAUUGCAAACUUGUUAUGUAUUAUUUCAUUUUUUUUUAAAUGAAUAUAAUUAUUUACACAAAAGUUUAAAAAUUUUCUUACAGUUUGCCAUUAUGAGUUCUUAAUGAGAUGUCCCUUUAUUGUCGUAUUACAACUACCACAUAAUUUGUAUAUUUGUAUGUAAUAAACUUGUUUUCAUUAAAGGGCA